Messenger RNA from Myzus persicae (green peach aphid), 851 nucleotides. RefSeq lists its product as uncharacterized. Lineage: Eukaryota; Metazoa; Arthropoda; Insecta; Hemiptera; Aphididae. Bases 134 to 787 code for a protein of 217 amino acids. The record is from RefSeq and is a predicted model, not a curated record. The transcript is spliced from 5 exons.
UGACUAUAAACGCACUUGGAAUGCAGACGACCAGUUUAGUCGUACCAGUAAUCGUACCACGUCGCAGUGUGUGGUUUGUCUUCUUGUAGAAGUCGCCUCUCGUAAAAAACUAUUGCUCGUACAUCCAGGUAAAAUGAUAAGACAAAUAUUCUUGUUUGUUUUUGGAUUGACAAUUGUUGUAGCACAGAGGAGAUUAGCAUUACCAGAUCCACGCAGUUGCUCUAGUAGAAUUCGUCAUGCUUCAUAUCGAGAUGCCCGUGGAGUUACACAUUCCUAUUUUUUCAGCUGGGAACAUGCCCCUACUAAAAGCUUGGAAGUAGAUUGGCUUGAUGCCAGGAACAUCUGUCGUAGACAUUGCAUGGAUGCUGUAAGUUUAGAAACUCCACAAGAGAAUGAGUUCGUCAAGCAAAGAAUAUCUAGAGGAAAUAUAAGAUACAUUUGGACGUCGGGACGAAAAUGUAACUUUAACGGAUGUGACCGUCCCGAUUUGGUACCGGCUAAUGUCAACGGUUGGUUUUGGUCUGGUUCUGGUGCAAAAAUUGGACCAACCACUCAACGUAAUUCUGGUGACUGGAGCCACACAGGAGGGUUUGGGCAAGCACAACCAGAUAACAGGGAAGCACCACAAGGCAAUGAUGAAUCAUGUUUAGCCGUAUUGAAUAAUUUUUACCAAGACGGAGUGAAAUGGCACGAUGUUGCAUGUCACCAUUUAAAACCAUUUGUAUGCGAAGACAGUGAUGAACUUUUAAACUUUGUACGUUCGCGCAACCAAGGAAUUCGUCUAUAAGAUACUUUGUAAUCUUGUAUUUAAGUAAAUUAUGUUAAUAUAUUCAUUAAAGCACGAAAAAAAA